GUCUCCAGAGGCGUAGUGAAGUUUGGACCCGGGAAUUGUGUGCGCCGUAUCUGCGUGGGUCGGGGAAGCUUCGCAUUGCGUUGUACGCACGGCCUGUGGGGCCCAGCCAGCUUUUGCAGCAUAUGCGAUCCGUGUCGUUUGCGUUGACGAGGAUGGUGGCAGAGUGCUACACACGUUCCAGCAGGGCGGUUUUGAUACAGAGGAGACCUUCGACACAAACAUCAAAUGCCACCGGGUUGAAACAGGUACCCCAGUUGUCUGUAGCAGCGACCAGCAAAGGGACUGCAGGCUCUGCUUCAGAAGCCACCCAGCACUCGGCCGCUGCCGCGGGUGUUGCAGCAAAUGAAGCUGCCUCACAACAGCUGAGCAAGCUGGAGAGCCAGGUGCAGUUGCUGACAAGCAAUGAGAUGGAGAUGAAGCGUGAAAUCGAGGAGCUGCAGGUGCUGCCUUGUUUUCUUUGGUUGCAGCAGAGCAUGCGCAUCAGAAAGCUCAACCAGCACUAUUCGAUUGUGGAUGUGAUAAGAAAGUAUAUGGGCUGCCUCACUGCAGAUCCGACGAUAGCAGCAUCUGCAGAGAACGCGGCUCAGGAGGCAGAGAAGGCUUGGCUUCACGUGCAGGUUUGCGUGCGCAAAGUCUUAGGUGCACAGUCUCUGGCGCCGCAGCUGCCACAGCGAAGCAGCGAAGCAUCGAAUCUAGCAGCCAUCGAUGUUACAUCAUGGCCAGUUAAGCUGACCGGCAGCGGUACAAAGGAAGACCUGGAGGAUGAGAAACUCGUGAGUCUCAUGGACGACGGUGACACAGGCAACCAUUGUUGUUAG
Messenger RNA from Symbiodinium necroappetens, 818 nucleotides. Lineage: Eukaryota; Dinophyceae; Suessiales; Symbiodiniaceae. The record is from the annotation of a GenBank genome assembly.